This is a messenger RNA of Bufo gargarizans (Asiatic toad), 1636 nucleotides long. RefSeq names its product inositol monophosphatase 1 (gene IMPA1). NCBI's taxonomy places the organism in Eukaryota, Metazoa, Chordata, Amphibia, Anura, Bufonidae. Gene Ontology annotation, molecular function: inositol monophosphate 1-phosphatase activity. Bases 147 to 986 code for a protein of 279 amino acids. The transcript has 9 exons. Gene Ontology annotation, biological process: inositol metabolic process; phosphatidylinositol phosphate biosynthetic process; signal transduction. The record is from RefSeq and is a predicted model, not a curated record.
UGGGUUACUGCUGCGCGUGUGAUGCCUGGCGCAUGCGUGCUAUAGCCGGAAGCAAACUGCGUUUCUGGAGCGCUCUGUGCUUCCCGAUACCUGACUGCGACUGCGCGGAGAUCCAGCUGAUCGGACACUUUAAUUAAACGGUUAAAAUGGCAGAUCACUGGCAAGAAUGUAUGGACUUUGGAGUCCAAGUAGCAAGACAAGCCGGAGCAGUGGUAUGUGCGGCAAUGAAAGAGGACGUUUCUGUGAUGUUGAAGAGCUCCCCGGCUGAUCUGGUGACCGCUACAGACCAGAAAGUUGAAGAGAUGAUUAUCUCUUCAAUCAAGGAGAAAUAUCCAUCACACAGUUUUAUUGGGGAGGAAUCGGUAGCUGCAGGUCAGGGCAGUACUUUGACAGAUAACCCAACGUGGAUUAUUGAUCCCAUUGAUGGCACGACUAAUUUUGUUCACAGGUUUCCCUUUGUGGCUGUGUCAAUUGGUUUUGCAGUCAAUAAGCAGGUUGAAUUUGGAGUUGUAUACAGCUGUGUAGAAGAAAAGAUGUACACUGGCAGAAAGGGGAGAGGGGCGCAUUGUAACGGUCAGAAGCUGCAAGUCUCAGGGCAGAAAGAUAUCACAAAGUCCAUGAUUGUCACAGAACUGGGAUCAGAUCGUAACCCUGAAGUUAUCAAAACUAUUCUUUCUAACAUGGAGAGGCUGCUCUGUAUUCCAAUCCAUGGGAUCAGGGCAGUGGGCACAGCUGCUGUAAACAUGUGCCUGGUGGCUACAGGAGGGGCUGAUGCUUAUUACGAGAUGGGAAUCCAUUGCUGGGAUAUGGCAGCUGCAUCGGUCAUCGUCACAGAGGCUGGAGGGGUUGUCCUGGAUGCCACAGGAGGACCAUUUGACCUGAUGUCCCGUAGGGUCAUUGCAGCGAGCAGUAAGGAGAUUGGAGAACGCAUCUCCAAAGAACUUCAACUCAUACCAUUGGUGCGGGAUGAUGACAAGAAGGAGUAAACAGAUGUGUUCAUUUUAGGUGCACUUGUGUUCAUUGACUUUGCACUUUAUUUAAAAAUAGGCUAUUUUAAUUUAACACCUUCCUGGCAGUCAUUUUUCACCUUUCUGACGACGCCUGUUUUUGCAAAUCUGAUGUGUCACUUAAUGUGGUAAUACCGUUCUAAUGCUUUUACUUACCAAGCAAUACUGAGUUUUUUUCUCAUGACACACCGUACUUAAUUGAUUGAUAAAAAAAUGGCUGUACAACAUUUCACAUACAAACAAUAGAACUGAGAAAUGGGGAUCAUUCUAAAUUAAAGUGGUAUUAUACCUACUAUAAAUGGAAAAAUGGAAGCUCUUUGCGCACAUUUCUGAUCAAACUUGUGUCGGGCCCAUCUACCAGGCGUCAACGUGGCUUCCGCAGAUGGGUACCUGACACUAAUAUACUGCCCUUUCUUGGACUUACCUAAGCCUACAAUAUUCAGGGCAGUGUAGGAGCCAGCUACAUUUAUACUCUGCUCAGGAGCCCCAGGCAGAUGGGCGUUUCUUAGCCAUUCUUUUUGUAAACCAUGUUUGCUUGAUGGAUAUGAACAUCGUACUUCAUGUCAGUGGUAAACUUCAAUAUGUUUUACUGUUAUAAAAAUAUAUAUAUAUGCAAAAUUUACAGAAAA